Melanaphis sacchari is the source of this 6698-nucleotide messenger RNA. RefSeq names its product putative leucine-rich repeat-containing protein DDB_G0290503. The coding region runs from base 164 to 6664 and encodes 2166 amino acids. NCBI's taxonomy places the organism in Eukaryota, Metazoa, Arthropoda, Insecta, Hemiptera, Aphididae. The record is from RefSeq and is a predicted model, not a curated record. The transcript is spliced from 19 exons.
CUAUUUAACGGUCAUAACGAAUAAUGAUACCUCCAUUCUCUAGUGAUUUUUUUUAGUAAUUACUUCGUUGUUUUUUCGAUUAUAAACGCGUAAUUUAUACGAAUAAACAGCAAAUUACAUGUUUGUUGAUCAAUAUUCAAGAACCUGAUAUUUUGAAACCAUAAUGGACAAUUUCGAAUCCACUUUUCUUCGUUGGAUAUGUUUAUUUGAUGAAUUUAAAGACAAUGAAUAUUCAAGUAUAAAAAAUCUUGUAUCCAGUACAUCGUUUAAGCAAUUUGUUGAUAAUGUAUUUUGUUUGAAAUGUUCUUCAGAUUUGAGUACAGAAGAUACACAAGUUUACAACACUAUAAAAGUGAAUUAUUGUGAGUUUGAAGUCCAAAAGUAUGAAGACUUAUACAAUAAAGAAAAUUCAAUCUACACUUGUGUCGUGGUUUUGCUACAUGCAUUAUUAAAAUGUACAAAUGACAAAUUUAGAAAUCAGUUAAGUGAAAGAAUGAAUAAUGAAGAACAAGAAUUACUUGCAAAUUUUUUAAAAGCUACACAAUCUUUAUUGUUCACCAAACAAAAUAUUUCUGAAGCACUUGUAUUAAUAAGUGAUUCUAAGCAUACUUCUAUUAAUGUUUCAGAAGUUUAUUCAAAUAACAAUACACCAAUCAAAUCAAAAUCAAUGCGGCGAAGCUAUUUACAAGAAUUUUGUGAGUCACCAAAAUCUCAGUGUUUAAUAAAUCAAGAGAAAGAAAAAUAUAUCACCAAACUUACUGAAGACUAUAAAAAUGAAUGUGAAGAAAACUACAAGUUGGCUGAAAAUGUUAAAUAUCUAAAAGAGCUUAAUACUCAACUAAGUAAUAAAUUAGAAGACAAAGAUAAAAUAUUACAAUUAUUGAAAGAUGAAAUCAAAGAAUAUUCCAAACCAAAUCAGUCUCCAGAAAAUAAAACAGAUAAUACAUUAAUUAUAAAAAAAUUAAAUAGGGACAAAAAAGAUUUGGAGAUGAAUUGCAAUGAAUUAAAACAACAAGUAACAGAACUUGAUAAAAAACAUAAAGAGCUUAAUGGAAAAUUUGAAAUGAAAACUUCAGAGUAUAAUAAUCUUAUUUUAACGUUUGAUAAUGUUGAAAGCGAAAAUAUGAUGUUAAAAGAAAACAUGAAAUUAUUUGAAGCAACCAUAAAAGCAAAAGACUUAGAAAUAACUUCUUUAAAAGAUGAAUUAUGUAAUAAAUCAAUAACAAAUAAUCCAACAAAUAUAAGCAGCCAAGAAGCUAAUUCUAUGCCUCCAAAUACAUUAUUUAAUGAAUUGAGUUGUUUGAAAUUAGAAGAAAUAACACAUGAUAAAGAGAAAUACAGACAUAAGUACAAAUCAAUAAAAAAGGAAUUAUCAAAUACUGAAAUCCAUGUUAAAGAAUUAAAUGAUAAAAUAAUUAUAUUAGAAAAAAAGUUGAAUGAUUAUGAAACUCAUAAAGAUGAAUUGAUAGAUCAAUUCACAAACAAAAAAAAAGAACUUCAAGAAUGUCAAAAGAAAAAAAAUAAUUUAGAAUCAAAAAUUAAGCAUCUUAAAGAUACUAUCAAAGACAAUGAAAAUCAUAUUGAAUCCCUUUGUUCUAAGUUAGAUAAAAGAGAAAAACAAAUUGAGAUGUUAUCUGUUGAAAUGGAUUCUGUGAAAAAAUCAAAAACUAUGAUUGAACUAAUUUUAAGCAAAACUAACACCGAAAUUGAAGCAAUACAUGAAGAAUAUGAUGAAAAAGUAAAAAAAUUCCAGUCAACGAUAGAAGAAUAUAAAAAUUCGGAAAAUUUAUCUCAUCAAAACUUAAUUGACUUGGAGAAUAAUUUGAAAAAUGUUCAAGAUAAUUUAGCAAAUAAAGAACACAUUAUUAUUUUUUAUGAAGAAAAAAUGGCUGAAAAUUACCAAAUUAUUGGUACUCAAGAAGAGCAAUUGAAAACUAUGUAUCAAGAAAAGCUAUUAUUAGAAUCACAUUUGAAAAAUGUAAAAGUAGAAAUUGAAACACAACAGAAAAAUUUUAAUGACAAAAAUCAUGAGAUGGAAAACUAUUUAGAAUAUUAUUUAGAUGAGUUGAAAGAUAUUAAAAAUGAAAAAACAAAAAUUGAAGAAAUUUUACAUUGUAAAAAAAAUGAAAUAGAUCAACAACUAGAACUAAUUAACUAUCAAAAAGAUAUAAUUAAAACAUUACAAUCAGAACAAUGUAGCCAACAACUUAUCAUAAAUGAUCUUAAUGAAGUUUUGCAGCAAAAAUCUUCUGAAAAUAAAGAUUUAAGUGCAAAAGUACUUGAAACUACAUCAGAUUUAAAUAAGUUGAAUGAAAAACUUAGUGUGGCUCUGGCUGAUAAUGAUAUUAUAGAAACAAAUUUGAAAAAAAAUGAAUUGCAAAUGAAAACUUUGAAAGAAGAAUUUCAGUGUCAGAUUAAUGAUAUGAAAAAUGUAUUAGAAAAUCAAAAUAAUCAGUAUAUAAAAAAGGUUGAGAAAUUACAAGAUAAUUUAGAUAAAAAACAAAAUGAUUUUAAUGAACAACUUAUAGUAUGUAAUAAACUAACUGAAACUAUUUCUCAGUUACAAGUAGAAAAAAAAGAAUUAGAGGAAAAAUUAAAAUUAAGUAAUCUAGAUUUAAAUCAAAAACAGAUACAAUUUGAACAAAUUACUAAAGAGAAUAAUAAAUUGAAACAAAAUGUUGAUUAUAUUGAAAAUCAAUGUCUUGAUUUACAACAUAAAUUAAAUGAUUUGAAUAACAUUAUAUUAAAAAAAGAAGAAGACAUAAAAUUAUUGAAAGUUGAUAUAUCAGAAAAUUCAGUUUUGAAAGAAAGCCUACAGAAACAAGUUAUUGAAGUACAGCAAGUUUUGAACAAUAAAAAUAUUGAGUUAGAAGAUCAAAUUCAACAAUACAAUGAGCAAAGAGAAGCAAUCAUAAAAUUAAACUUGGAAAAAGAGUGUCUUAAUGAUAAAAUAAUAAACCUCGAAGAAUCACUAACUCAUAACGAAUACAAAUUUAAUUUAUGUGAAGGGAAAUUAUAUGAUUGCAGUAAUACAGUUGAUGAUUUGGAAAAAAAAAUAAAUGAGAUAAAAAAUGAAAAGUCAUUUUUAGAAUUGGAAUUGAAAGAAACUAUUACUAAAUUAUCAAAAGCAAACCAAGAUCUUACCCUACAAUUAGAAAUCAAUGAAACAAAUUUAUUAAACACUCAAGAAAAAUUAAUUCUUGAACAAGAUGAAUUGAAGAAAGAAAUAGAAAAGUCAAAUGAACAAAUAAAGACAAUAUCUAUUUUGAAUGCGGAAAAUGUUAGGUUAGAAGAAGAAACCAACAAACUUCAAAAAUGCUUAAACAUAAAUGAUGAUACUAUAAAGUCAUUGCAAGAAAAAGUUCUUGCUUGUGAAAAUCAGUAUGAAGAAUUACAAACAUUGAAGACAAAUUUAGUAUCUGAACUUAGUGAAAAGCAAUUGAAAUUAGUUAAUUUACACCAGGAGUCUAAGCAACAACUUGAUGAUAUGAAUAUCAAGUAUAAUGAAGUACAAGAAAAGUAUAAUAACAAACAGAUUGAACUUGAUGAAUUCUUUACUAGAUAUAACUGCCUUAUGAAAACUGUUACUCAUUUAACCACGGAAAGGGAUAAUUUAAUUAAUAAAACUGAUACGCUUGAGAAUAAUUUAUUAAACAAAGAUAUUAUUAUUACAACUAAUCAAGAAAAAUUACUUGAGUAUGAAGAAAUGAAUAAUAAAAUUUUAACUGAAAAGACUGCAAUGGAAGUAGAUUUAAAUCUACGUCUUAAAGAAAUGGAAACAAAAUUAGCCGACUUGCAAGAAGAACUAAAUCUCAUGCAUUUAAGCUUAGAAACUCGGGAAAAAGAAAUUGAUCAACAUUUAAAGACCAUCUUCAGUUUGACUUCAGAUAAAGAUAAUUUAAUAAAUGAAACAAAAACACUUAAAGAUUGUUUAUUAGAAAAAGAAAAAAUUUUAUCAUUAAAUGAUACAAAAUUUAUUGGAUUUGAAACACAAUUAAGUGAACUACAAAGUCUAAAAAAUUUCUUAGAAACAGAACUCAAUGAUACUAAAACACAAUUACACAAUAUUCAACACAACCUAACUCAAACACUAGAAGUAAAAAAUAAACAACUACAAGAUGUUGAGGAAAAACAUAUAAAUUUGCAAGAAGAAUUGGAUAAACAAAACAAAAAGCUCAAUGAAAACCAAUUGAAAUUAAUUAAUUUACACCAGGAGUCUGAGCAACAACUUGAUGAUAUGAAUAUCAGGUAUAAUGGAGUACAAGAAAAAUGUAAUAACAAACAGAUUGAACUUGAUGAAUUCAUUACUAGAUUUAACUGCCUCAUGAAAACAGUUAUACAUUUAACCACAGAAAGAGAUAAUUUGAUUAAUAAAACUGAUAUGCUUGAGAAUACUUUAUUAAAUAAAGAUAUUAUUAUUACAACUAACCAAGAAAAAUUACUUGAGUAUGAAGAAAUUAAUAAUAAAAUAAUAACUGAAAAAACUGUAAUGGAAGUAGAUUUAACUCAACGUCUUAAAGAAAUGGAAACAAAAUUAGCUGACUUGCAAGAAGAACUAAAUCUCAUGCAUUUAAGCUUAGAAACUCGGGAAAAAGAAAUUGAUCAACAUUUAAAUACCAUCUUCAGUUUGACUUCAGAUAAAGAUAAUUUAAUUAGUGAAACAAAAGCACUUAAAGAUUGUUUAUUAGAAAAAGAAAAAACUUUAUCAUUAAAUGAUACAAAAUUGAUUGGAUUUGAAACACAAUUAAAUGAACUACAAAGUCUAAAAAAUUUCUUAGAAGCAGAACUCAAAGAUACUAAAACACAAUUACUCAAUAUUCAACACAACCUAACUCAAAAACUUGAAGUAACAAAUAAACAACUACAAGAUGUUGAGGAAAAACAUAUUAAUUUGCAAGAAGAAUUGGAUAAACAAAACAAAUGUUCAAUUGAACAAAUAGAGAAAAUCAAUUCAUUAAUGUGCGAAAAAAAUAAUUUGAUAAAUGAGACUAAUAAUCUCAAAGAAUAUUUAGUUCAAAAUGAAACUGAUUUAGAGUUAACUCAGAAUAAAUUGCAGGAUUAUGAUAAACAAAAUAAAGAAAUAGAAAGUCGAAAUACAUCUUUGUUGAUAGAAUUGAAUCAACUGAAAUGUCAGUUCAAUAAUUUACAUCAAGAAUCCACUGAAGAAAUUGAUAAAAUCAAUAAAAAAAAAUUGGAAGCUCAAGAACAAAUUAACCUUAAGCAAACUGAAAUGAAUGAACAUAUCAAACUAAAAAAUGAUUUAAUAAUUGAUAUCUACAAGAAAAUAAAUUACUUAAAAUGUAUGAAAAUUGAAAUGGAAUCAAUGCUAAAGAAAGAAAGAAAAAAUUUUGAAACAUGUUUUGAAACUUGUUUGAAUUAUUCAUUUAACCAUGUUAACAACAAACCCAAAGUGGAUCAUCAUGAUUCAUUAAUCGAAGUUAUAACUUCUGCAGAUACAUUUAUUGAACAAAAUGGUAUUCAACUUGCCCGAGUUGAAAACUAUGAUGAAUACUUUAUUAUUGAAAAGGUGAAAAAAAUAUUUGAAGCUUUGAAAAUGUUUAUAAUUAGUUUAAAAUCACAAGGAAAUGAACAAACAAUUAAUGACACUAGUAAUGAGUCUAAUGAAACUUAUACCGAAUUACUUGCUUUAUCAAAAACUCAACAAGCAACCAUUAAACAUUUAGAAAAUGAAAUGUCUACAUUAAAAUCUGAAUGCAAUUACAAAAUGACAAAAGUCCAACAAAAAACUCAAGAGUAUGUAACCUCAGAAUAUGAAAAGAAGUUUGAACGAAAACGAGAACAAAUGAAACAAUUUUGUAAAGAUUUAGAGGCAAAAAUUCAUCAAGAUUAUGAAACUAAACUGUCAAAAUACAAAGAUAAGAUAACCAAAGAUGAAAUUCAUAUUAAAGAACUUGGUCAGCAGUUGUGGGAAGUUAGUGAAAAAUAUUUAAAGUUACAACAAAAAGACAGAAGAGAAUCAACAAUGUCCUUACCAUUUGAAAUGUCAAUGAAUUCUGAAAUAACAACUACUCUCCCAAAAUAUAAUUCUUUUACAUUGCCAAAGUCUAGCUCAGUAGGUCAAAUCAGAUCACUAGUUGAAGAGACCACUCGUUCUUAUCAAGAUAAUACUAAACGAAAUGUGCCUGCAGGAAUCGGUAAAAAAUUCAGCUUAUCAUCUGGUAAAAUAUUUCCCAAAGAAGAAGAUGAAGAAGGUGAAAUGUUCAAUCACUCAUGUCUUUCAGAUUUAAAACAAGGUAAAGUAAGACUCAGUGAUAAUAAAAAACUAUAUAAUGAAAGACUGUCAGAACUACAAGCUCGCAACUCACUUUGUCCACCACAUUUAAGAAGUUGUUAUGCUGUAGAAACCAAUUUCUUGCCAAACACCUCAUUAGUUACAGAAGAAGACAUUAAGUCAACAGCUAAUUAUAGUGAUUAUGAGACUGAAAAUCUAAUCCCAAAUGAUCGUACAAAAAAAAAAGAUAGAAAUCAGACAUCUUAUAAAAAACCAGGACCACCAACUCCAAGCAAAAAUGGAGGUCGUGUUUCUUUAUCGAGCAAUCAAAAAAUCACAUUAAAAGAAUCUAAAGAAACAAAUACUAACAAAAGACGAGCCAGCAGUACACCUAACAAAUUAUUUAGCUUAUUUAUGAGCAAAAAGAAUUAAUUUUGUUUUAUAAAAAAUUGUUCAAGGUUUAAAA